Messenger RNA from Terrapene triunguis (Three-toed box turtle), 1133 nucleotides. Its product is annotated as WW domain-binding protein 4-like. Gene Ontology annotation, cellular component: precatalytic spliceosome. Gene Ontology annotation, biological process: mRNA splicing, via spliceosome. Lineage: Eukaryota; Metazoa; Chordata; Testudines; Emydidae. Gene Ontology annotation, molecular function: protein binding; RNA binding. The coding region runs from base 50 to 706 and encodes 218 amino acids. The record is from RefSeq and is a predicted model, not a curated record. The transcript has 5 exons.
ACAGUGGGAGAAACCUGAAGGAUUUCAAGACAACUCUCGAAACUCACAAAUGACAGGAGUAUGGGUGGAAGGAGUCAGUGAAGAUGGUCAGACCUACUAUUAUAAUACAGAGACAGGAGUAUCAAUGUGGGAGAAGCCUCAUGGUUUUGUUUCAUCUUCGUAUGAGAGCAAUAAAGAUGACAAUCAUCCUGAAGAACACACCACAGCGGAUUCAAAGGGAUCUGAAUCAGAUGCUGAGAAGGAUGGUAAUAAAAGUGAAGUACAAAAGCCAGAAACAAACUUAAAGAUGAAAAGAGACAGCGAUGAAGAAACAGAGGAAGAGAAGCCCCCCAAAGUUAAAAAGAUAAGCCCUUAUGGAGAGUGGCAGGAAGUUAAACAAGAAACUGAUGUUGCUCAGGAUGAGGCCCCGUCAGUUCCACAAGUUACCUCCCACAAUGUAUCUAAAAAGACAAACCCUUAUGGAAACUGGGAGACAGUUACAGAAAAGGAAGACCCAUAUGAAAAAGUGGACUUAGAGCUUCCCAGUACAGAGAGUGACUAUCUCCCUCUGCCAGUGCUCCAGGUUCCAGAGGAUGCAAAAAUGAUAUUUAAAGAAAAAACAGUCACCUCCCUUGGAGACCUGACAGAAGAGGUUCCGAUCUUCAAAAAGAGAAAAUUUGAAAAUGGAAAAUCUAGAAAUUUACGACAAAGACCAACUGAUCAGUAAUAAAUUAACAAAGCAUUUUAGAUGCUGUUUAAACGAGAGAGGGUCAAAAGUUACUAUUUUAAACAAGCUUUUUUUAAAGAAAAUGUUGGUUAGAAAUUAAGAAUUUAUAGUUAUUCAAAAAUGUAUUGAAUGUGGAUUGUAAUAAAUUUUUUAUUUUUAUGUUAAUGUGAUUAUAUUUUGUUUUCUGAAUGGAUAAUUGCACAAUUUAUGCAGUGUUGUAAAUACAUUUAUUUUUUAUUUUAACCCUGUUAUCUGAUUUCAGUUUGCUCAAUGUGUGCUACUUAAAAUACAAUAUAAUAUAUAAGAUUUUGACUACUCUCCUAGGUAUAUGGGAAUACAUCAAUGCAUAACUUGGAAAAAUAUGGUACAGAGCAUGUGUGUGAACACAAGGAGUGGAUAAGCGGCAGUCCACUGGUACCCAUGUACU